Messenger RNA from Aspergillus calidoustus, 447 nucleotides. The record is from the annotation of a GenBank genome assembly. Lineage: Eukaryota; Fungi; Ascomycota; Eurotiomycetes; Eurotiales; Aspergillaceae.
AUGGCCGUUCAUAAGCUCGACUUGUCGCUGUACCUUGGCUAUCCCGCUCCCCUCACAACCAGACGCACGCAAUCUUCCAAGAUGCCACAAGUACUCGAACUGACCAGUCUGGACGACUACGCCACCGAGUUACUCAAGCCGGGCCUUGUGGUUAUCGAUUUUUAUUCAACGCAGUGUCCGCCAUGCAAGGUCGUAGCGCCCAUCUACGAGCAGAUUGCAGCGCGCGAGAACAAUGCCGCCGUGCGGUUCUUUAAGGUAAACGGGCUCGUCGAACCAGGGACAACGAUCCAGCAGGCGGCAGAGGUCGUGUGGUGGCCAACGUUUGUGGUGUACGAGGAUGGGAAGGAGGUGUGGAGGCGCAAAGUGCCGAAUCCGCCUUCGCUGGAGCCGGUGCGUGAGUUGGAGCGGUUUUUGGAUGGGCGGGGGACAACGUCUCAGGUUGUUUGA